Messenger RNA from Symbiodinium sp. CCMP2456, 264 nucleotides. The record is from the annotation of a GenBank genome assembly. Lineage: Eukaryota; Dinophyceae; Suessiales; Symbiodiniaceae.
AUGACCCCCGCUCAAAAUGCCCCGGUCAAGUGGCUCGCUGUCGAGAAGAUGAAGGCCCCGGCGUACUACGCCAUGGCGAGGCGAGAAGCCGACAAAGCCAAGGUUCCUCUUGCCUACAGAGCAGGGGGGCGGAUCCUGCUUGGGUCUCGGAAGUUUCGAGGAUGGGACCGAGGCCUGGACCAAACGCUGCUGGGCGGCAAGAGGCGUUCCGUCCACUUGGUGCCCGGCUCAGAUGCAGCACACAACUGGCGGGUCAUCGCUGAC